This is a messenger RNA of Paraphaeosphaeria sporulosa, 2136 nucleotides long. RefSeq lists its product as uncharacterized. The transcript has a single exon. NCBI's taxonomy places the organism in Eukaryota, Fungi, Ascomycota, Dothideomycetes, Pleosporales, Didymosphaeriaceae. Bases 1 to 2136 code for a protein of 711 amino acids. The record is from RefSeq and is a predicted model, not a curated record.
AUGCAAUACAGUACCACCGACAUCCCGCACAAGCGUCAAAUGGCCCCCGACACAAGAAAACAGACCGUCGCGUCUCCCCCUCCCUCUCCGCACCCGUCGCUUAUUCCCCCUCCACUGUUCUCUUCCCACCCUCACCAUCGUCCUUCACGCGACCUCCCACACCUCCCAGACGCGGGUGCGGACGAGCCGUCUGUGGCUGAUUACGAACGCGACGACGUCUUCUGGAACAGUGCGCUUGAAGAGAGGGAUGGUGAGGGGGUGCCGGCGUACGAUGACCUGGGAAGCGUGCAAGGAACGGGUACGGGAUAUUGGGUUAGGGAGUUGGGCUUGCCAUGUGACGAGGAUGAACGUAUGAGAGAGGCAGAAAUCGAGAGGAGACGUGGGACGGAGGUGCAGGACCUCGCCGUUGGUAAGGAGGGGGAUGGGGCUGGGGAGAGGCAGAAAUUGCCGGGUGGUGGACCGGUGGAGUUAGACUUUACCUUUGGCGAGCAGAGGGGUGAAGGGGAAAGGUCUGUGUCGCCGUCUUUGUCGAUGCUUUCGAGUUGGGAUUUGUACAAGCCGCCGACCCCGCCGUGGUCGAAACGCGAAUCAUCUCUCAGAAAAGCGCACUUCGAGCCUGCCAGUGUCCAGCACGACGCUGGUCAGUCGCUGGAUGUAAUGACCGGAGAGCGCGAAUACGCUGCACGCGAGAUGCGUGGUGGCGGCCGAGCUAGACUUAUCUCGUUCGAACCUCUGUACGCGCCUUUCGAAGUCAAUUUAGGAUCGCACACGCAACACUUUGGUCCUUUUGAGUUUAAGCUGCCGCCGAAUGUGCUGGGGAAUGUUGAGAAGUUUGCCAAGGCGGAUCCCGUGGGAAAGCAUAGAGUUACUUCUACAGCUGGGUUGGAGCCACUUGGUGGCUACGCUCGGGGGACGGAGAGGUCAGGCGCAAGUCUUGGGGAGACGACGAGCGAGGUGGUGGAUGUUCAGGGAGCGGUUUGGGAGGGGGACACACUGCGGUCGAAUGUGGCCGAGCUGGAGCAGGCGUAUCUGUAUUCCGGGCUUGAAUCAGCGGGCGGAGAUUCGGAAGACCUUUCGCCGCCAGAGUCUCUGAUAGGGUCUACGCCUGAAGGGUAUACGCUGGAAGAGGCGAUGAGGAAGGCGAGGACCGCAAAUGCGCCGGGUAUAAAGGAUCAUCCGGCAUUUAAGAAUGAGAAGAGAGCGACAGAUGCCAAGUCAGCGGACAGUGAGGGAGAAAGAGAGCUUACUGGCACCCAGGAGCAGAAACAGAUUCGCUCGAGAUCUAAGACCGCAGGAUCUGGACCUCCUCGGAAGCAAGGCUGUCCCGUUACCAUCGAAGACGAAUGGCCUCUCGAUGACCACCGCCCACCACCCCCAGGACCAAACAGCACAUUGCACUCCCCAUCACCUAUCCGCCCUAGUUCCGCCUCGUUCCUACCACCACCGCCACGCACUACCCUCCCCACCGAAGAUGAAGCCCAAGCCUUCAUUCACCUCACACACUCCCGCACCCCCAGCCCCACCACCGCCCUCCCCUACUACACCACCCUCCUCGCCGCCCAAGCCUCCUCCAUCGGAGAACUCAACGCCCUCAUCGCCGACCUCACCGACCGCGGCGACUACUACGAGCACGACCUCCUCCCGCGCACCCUGGCGCACUGGACAGAGAUCAACACAGAGAACCACAAGCUUUCUACCGCGCUGAGGAGUGCGGAGCAGGAAAACUCCAUGCUCCGGGACAUGCUCGAGGUCUCGAGGCGGACGCUGAAUCUGUGCUGGAAGCGGGAGACCGCGGUGCUGGCGACGGUGCAGACGAUGUGGAGGCGGAAGAUUAACCGUACCAAUUGCGCAAUUCUAGAGCGAUUGGUGAAUAAUUUUGGUGCGGGUAGGGGAGGCGGGAGGGGCAGGUGGAGGUGGAGGACGGAAAGUCCGUUUCGGGAGGACGUGGAGCAGUUGUGGUUUGUGUGUGAGCAGAAUUUGAAGGUGCUGGAUGAGGAUUUGAAGGAUUGGGAGGAAGGGGUUAGGAUAUUGGAGGAGAUGAGUGAGGAGACAAGGAAGGAGAGUGCGGAGAGGGCAGAUGAAGAUGGUAAGGAAGGAGAGAGGGUAGGGGGGAAUGUGGGGGGGAUGAGAGGCUGA